UGUAAGAUAUCAGAUAAUCACGUGUCACGUCUACUAAAACAUUUCGUUAUCGACUAUUUUAAAAAGGGAGAUACCGAGGCGUACUAGUAUAUAGCUGGAUUUAAGGACCUCCGGAAAGGCGGUACCUGUGCUUUAGUCAGGAAUAAGUCAUAUCGAUUUUCCUGUACGUACCCGGUCAUUCAUCACGGCCCAGCAACGGGCCACAAUACCUGCGAUUGUACCCGGAAGAGAACCUAUUUACGUGUACCAGUAAUUAUACUCAGGCAUGUCAAGGGGUUACGAUCAAUAUGAUCGAAGCAGAUACCGUGGUGACUACCCGGAUAGAGGUCACAGCCGCUAUAACCGCGACCAGGGAUACGAAAUGAGCAGACGACCGGAUUACGACGACUACGACGACCGUCGAGGAAGGGGUGGUCACGACAACGCAGCAUACUACCACGACGACGGUCCUAAGGGGCGGGGCGGAGGGAAAGGCAAACAGAAUGAUUACAUGGUAGAGGAAAGCCCCAAGAAGGCAAAAGGCAAACGCAAAGACAAGGACGAAUAUGACCCUUCAAAAAAAGGUCCCAUCAAAAACAGAUCGUGUACAGACAUCAUCUGCUGCCUUGUCUUCUUUAUCUUCGUCAUCGGACUGGUCGUCGUUGCCUAUUUCGCAUAUGCACUUGGCAACCCCAAUGCAUUACUCUACCCGCAAAACUCAAACGGCGAAACGUGUGGAUUUGGGAACCAGAAGGGGAAGCCAUACCUUUUCUUCUUCGACCUGGUGCAAUGUGCGCGAGUUGGCCCGGGGGUGGUCGUCAAUGGAUGCCCGACGCCACAAGUCUGUGUAUCGAAGUGUCCAGACACCAACUACGUAUUUUUUCAGUCAGUAUUAGGAGACAAAAAUGAUAUGAUAUGUAAAGAUGGCGUUGACAGAUCAAAGGAUAUACAAAAGCUUAUCAUCGACCAAGACUGUGCUCCAUAUUACCUAAAAAGUAAAGCGGUUGUACUACGGUGCUUGCCUAUCACAAAGUUGCUGGAGCUUGGUGAAACCCUCAUAGAAGACGGUAAAGGAAGAAACGUCACCCUGACUGGUAUGGACGGCGUAAUUAAUGGAACGACUCUUGAAAAAGCGAAACAGGUAUUUGACCUGUUCUUUCAAGCCAAGCAGUACGGAGAGAAGGCUAUAACUGACGUUCAGACAACGUGGUGGAUGAUCCUCAUUGCCCUCUGUAUAGCGUGCUUCAUCUCCCUGAUAUGGAUCGUAUUGAUGCGAUGGAUUGCGGGGGUCAUGGUGUGGGUCACUGUUGUCGCCUUUGUCCUUCUUUUUGCCGGAGGUGCUGUGUUCGGCAUCUACAUGUAUUUCGAGACCAGGGGCAGUACAGAAAAAUUCACUCUCAAUAUAGCUAUCAUGCAGUUGGAUUUUGAGAAAGACAAGUUCUAUCUUGGAUUGGGCAUCACGGCCGGAAUUAUCUUCCUCAUCGUCUUCCUCAUCUUCCUCUUCCUCAUCCCGAGAAUCAGGAUUGCAAUCGCCCUCAUUGAGGAAGGCAGCAGAGCUGUGGGGAACAUGAUCUUCACACUGAUGUGGCCAAUCGUCCCGUUUGUCCUACAACUGGCUGUCAUCACAGGCUGGGCAACUAUAGCUGUCUUCCUAGCCAGCGUUGGACGUAAUCAGAACACGUCAGCCAUUAACGUAACGUUUCCUAACGGGACCAUCGACCCUACGGCUGUUGCAGCACAGGGGGACAAUCUUAUCGAUUUGGCUUGUAAUCAAGAGAUUUUGCCAACUACCAACACCUCACUCGGAGAUUUCUGUACACAAGUGAGAUACCAUGGCGGAGAGUACACCAUCUACCUCCAGAUCUACAACGUGUUCAUGUUCUUCUGGAUGGUCAACUUUGUAGUGGCCUUCGGUCAGAUGACCUUGGCUGGAGCCUUCGCCUCCUACUACUGGGCUUGGGACAAGAAAAAGGACGUCCCCACCUUCCCCCUUCUCGGGGCAAUAUGGCGGACACUCAGAUACCAUCUUGGAACCUUGGCGUUUGGUUCGCUGAUCAUCGCCAUAGUCCAGAUGAUCCGUCUGGCGUUGGAAUACAUUGACCACAAGCUGAAAGGGACUGAAAACCCAGUGGGGAAGUUCUUCAUCAAAUGCCUAAAAUGCUGUUUCUGGUGUUUGGAGAAAUUCUUGAAAUUGCUGAACAAAAAUGCUUACAUUCUGACUGCAGUUUAUGGCAAAAACUUUUGCUCGGCAGCUAGAAAGGCGUUUAUGCUGAUUCUAGAGAACAUAGUUCGAGUGGCAGUUGUUGACAAGGUCACGAAUUUCCUCUUGUUCAUCGCCAAGCUGGUCGUGGUUGGCGCUGUCGGUGUAAUGUCAUUUUUCUUCUUCGAUGGACGGAUAUCCUUCCUGAAGACCUACACGCCUGAUCUCAACUUCUACUUCGUCCCUAUAAUUAUCAUCAUCCUCGCCACGUACAUCAUCGCAUCCUGCUUCUUCAGUGUGUACGAGAUGGCGGUGGACACACUGUUCAUGUGCUUCUUGAUGGACAUAGAGAAAAACGACGGAUCCCCAGAAAAGCCUUACUUCAUGAGCAAAAACUUGAAGAAAAUCCUGGGCAAGAAGAACAAAGCUCCGCCUGCCAAUGACGAGGAUGACCGACAUCACAGGGGAAAGAACUAAUAUUCUUACACACAAUAUUAAUAAGGUCAUACGACCAUUGAUAAAUCAGAUCCAAUCAUUUCAGUUUGUGUAAUGAUCAUUCAUCUUGCUUUUGAUAUGUGUUCAUUGUUAGGAAUUGCUCCAAUGAAUACUAGCUCACAGUGAGUGAGUCUGGCGGGACACCAGAAAUGACAGUGUCAUGGGGGAAGGGUCACAAACAUCUAUCACAAUGGGAACAUGUAAAUAAAAUUUUCUUAUUUUUGAAUAAUGACGGUUUUACUUUUACUACAGAAUGAACCUAAGGGACCGUACACAAUAUACGGCUAGGGGUGGGGGUGAUGAGGAUGGGGGCACCCAUUUUGUUCUGGGAAGGUAGGGGCAUCACUAUUUUCACAUGGACUGGGGGUGAGCAAUUUUGUACAUGAUAACAUUUAAAUAUUUGCUUAAAAUUAUGGGGAGGGGCAUGGAGGGGGGCAUUGAUUUUGUACAUGACAUAUAGGGAUGGUCACUUACAUUGUUCAUUAACGUUGGCGGGGGUGGGGGUGGGGUGUCAUGGUAUUACAUGUAUUUGGUGGAAACAUAACAAAAUUGUAUCCAUAUGGGGACUGACAAUCUAUGAUUUAGAUCAAAUUUGUAGCUUGUCAUCUAGCUACUGUUUUGUAUUUGUAUUGUGUUUCGUUUCUCCUUUAGCAUCUCGAAGAAUCAAUGUGUAAAUAUGUAAAUACAAUACAUGGUAUAAUUCAGGGGACAAUAUCAGGGAAAA
This is a messenger RNA of Haliotis rubra (blacklip abalone), 3398 nucleotides long. Its product is annotated as choline transporter-like protein 2. Gene Ontology annotation, molecular function: transmembrane transporter activity. The record is from RefSeq and is a predicted model, not a curated record. Lineage: Eukaryota; Metazoa; Mollusca; Gastropoda; Lepetellida; Haliotidae. Gene Ontology annotation, cellular component: membrane. The transcript is spliced from 24 exons. Bases 266 to 2656 code for a protein of 796 amino acids. Gene Ontology annotation, biological process: transmembrane transport.